UCCCUUAGUCUUUACUAUGAUUGGCUACCAUCUAUAUAUCCCACAAUUCACUGCUAUUGGACUUCCUUUUUCCUUUCGGCCAUUUUCCGCCCAAGACGGAAAGUAGGCAACCAUGGCACCCAGCCGGAAUGGCAUGCUUUUGAACCCCCACUUCCACAAAGACUGGCAGAAGAGGGUGCGCACCUGGUUCAAUCAGCCCGCAAGGAAGACCCGCAGACGAAAGGCCCGUCAGAUCAAGGCUCGCCGGAUUGCUCCACGUCCUGUGGCUGGACCCCUUAGGCCUCAAGUCAGGUGUCCCACUAUCCGGUACCACACCAAAGUGCGUGCUGGACGUGGUUUCACCCUGGAGGAGCUCAAGGCUGCCGGCAUCCACAAGAAGACAGCCCGGACCAUUGGCAUCUCUGUUGACCCCCGUCGUCGUAACAGGUCAUCAGAGUCCCUGCAUGCCAACGUACAGCGUCUGAAAGAGUACCGCUCCAAACUCAUCAUCUUCCCCAGGAAGGCUUCUGUACCCAAGAAGGGAGACAGCACUGAGGAGGAACUGAAGAUGGCCACACAACUUUCUGGUGGCGUCAUGCCCAUUAAGAAUGUGCACAAAAAGGAGAAGGCCAGGGUGAUCUCUGAGGAUGAGAAGAACUUCAAAGCCUUUGCCAGCCUGCGUAUGGCCCGUGCCAAUGCUCGUCUGUUUGGCAUUCGUGCCAAGAGGGCAAAGGAAGCAGAAGCAGAGAGUAUUGAGAAGAAGAAAUAAACAGUUCAUUUUUCUGGACCUUGCAAAAUAAACAAAAAACAAAUGUCUGUUUGCUUUCAA
Molecule: messenger RNA, 808 nt
Organism: Esox lucius (northern pike)
Lineage: Eukaryota; Metazoa; Chordata; Actinopteri; Esociformes; Esocidae
Gene: rpl13
Product: ribosomal protein L13
Exons: 6
Coding region: 113-748 (211 amino acids)
Biological process (GO): translation
Cellular component (GO): cytosolic large ribosomal subunit; ribosome
Molecular function (GO): structural constituent of ribosome; RNA binding
Source: RefSeq, a predicted model, not a curated record